Cuculus canorus (common cuckoo) is the source of this 3660-nucleotide messenger RNA. It is a transcript of the gene SMARCD1, whose product is annotated as SWI/SNF related, matrix associated, actin dependent regulator of chromatin, subfamily d, member 1. Bases 22 to 1560 code for a protein of 512 amino acids. Gene Ontology annotation, cellular component: nucleus; SWI/SNF complex. The record is from RefSeq and is a predicted model, not a curated record. Gene Ontology annotation, biological process: regulation of transcription by RNA polymerase II. The transcript has 13 exons. NCBI's taxonomy places the organism in Eukaryota, Metazoa, Chordata, Aves, Cuculiformes, Cuculidae.
UCCCCUUUUGUGCUGAAGAAGAUGGCGGCGCGGGCGGGAUUCCAGUCGGUUCCUCCGAGCGGUGGCGGCGGCGGAGCCGCCGCUGGAGCCGCUGCGCUGGGACCGGGCACUCCGGGAGGGCCGGUUCGCAUGGGCCCGGCUCCGGGACAAGGCCUGUACCGGUCGCCGUUACCGGGAGCAGCUUACCCGCGCCCCGGGAUAUUGCCGGGCAGCCGGUUGGCACCGCAGGGCCCUUCCAUGGGACCGCCGGGGUACGGCGGGAGCCCCGCGGUGCGGCCCGGGAUGGCGCAGGGCAGCCUGGACCAGGCCCGCAAGAGACCGGCGCCGCAGCAGCUCCAGCAGGUGCAGUCGCAGGCCGUGCCCAACCGCAACCACAAUGCUAAAAAGAAGAAGAUGGCUGACAAAAUUCUACCUCAGAGGAUCCGUGAGCUUGUACCGGAGUCUCAGGCCUACAUGGAUUUGCUGGCCUUCGAAAGGAAAUUGGACCAGACAAUCAUGAGGAAACGCUUGGAUAUCCAGGAGGCUCUGAAGCGUCCCAUUAAGCAAAAACGAAAGCUACGUAUUUUUAUCUCCAAUACCUUCAAUCCAGCCAAGUCGGAUGCAGAGGACGGUGAAGGAACAGUUGCCUCCUGGGAGCUUCGGGUUGAAGGACGGCUGCUGGAAGAUUCUGCUUUGUCCAAAUACGAUGCCACCAAGCAGAAAAGAAAGUUCUCAUCCUUCUUUAAAUCUCUGGUCAUUGAACUUGAUAAAGACCUGUAUGGCCCUGACAAUCACCUGGUAGAGUGGCACCGGACUGCUACAACUCAGGAGACAGAUGGCUUCCAGGUGAAGAGGCCAGGAGAUGUAAAUGUGCGCUGUACUGUCCUCCUGAUGCUGGAUUACCAGCCUCCCCAGUUCAAACUGGAUCCUCGCUUGGCUCGUCUCUUGGGGAUUCACACUCAGACCCGGCCAGUGAUUAUCCAGGCAUUGUGGCAAUAUAUCAAGACCCACAAGCUCCAGGACCCCCACGAACGGGAAUACGUCAUCUGUGACAAAUACCUCCAGCAGAUAUUUGAAUCUCAGCGGAUGAAGUUCUCUGAAAUCCCACAAAGACUCCACGCGUUGCUUAUGCCCCCAGAACCCAUCAUCAUUAAUCACGUCAUCAGCGUGGACCCAAACGACCAGAAGAAAACAGCUUGCUAUGACAUUGAUGUGGAGGUGGAUGAUACCUUGAAAACUCAGAUGAAUUCCUUCCUGCUGUCCACUGCCAGUCAGCAAGAAAUCGCUGCUCUGGAUAACAAGAUCCAUGAGACAAUAGAGACCAUUAACCAGCUGAAGACCCAGCGGGAGUUCAUGCUGAGCUUUGCCCGAGAUCCUCAGGGCUUCAUCAAUGACUGGCUGCAGUCCCAGUGCCGGGAUCUAAAGACAAUGACGGAUGUUGUUGGGAAUCCUGAAGAGGAGCGUAGAGCCGAGUUCUACUUCCAGCCGUGGGCUCAGGAAGCUGUGUGCAGAUACUUCUACUCCAAGGUGCAGCAAAGACGUCAGGAAUUGGAGCAGGCCCUGGGAAUCCGUAACACAUAGGCUGCUCCGCUCCUUCCCAGCCAGAAGACAUCACAGCUUUUUGUGGAGACAGCAAGCUGCUGAGUACUCUGUUAGGGCUCACCAAAUCCCACUCCAGCAGCAAGGCCCGCAUCAUUAUUCGCCCUGGUAUUGUCCCUGUUGGGGGAACUCCAGGAUAUCCGGGGUCUUCUGGGGUGUGGCAAGUGGACAGGCUCCAACGAGCACACAUUUCUACCUGGUUUUUUUUCUGACUGUUGCCUUGUCAGUCCCAAGGCUUCCGAGAGCCUUCCCUUGAGUCUGCACUGCCCGUAGUGUCCCCAGUAGCCAGUCCAACUUCUGCCUUGGAGCCUUUGUCAAGUUUAGGAACCACAGCCCAUUCCUUCCCAGCUGGCAUCUCGUUGUGGCACGUGCGGAACUUGGAUCUGCUGUGAGGGUGGAGUUGUGUCGUUGGUCUCUUAUCUGCCUCAUUUUGUAGCAAGGUGCCAGGCGCUGUAGCGGGCAGGAUGCUGUGAGCUGAAUUACCUCCCUGCCCUGAUUCCCUCACUCCGAGGGUGCUGCUGCACUGGGCUGCCUCGUAGGUCGCUCCUCUCCUUGAGGGAGUUACUGGACUGUAUAGAGAAUUGCUUCUUCCCUCAUCCCUGUUUCUCUGCUCUGUUCCCUUUGUGUUUGUUGACAGACUGUCCUAGGCUGGGAUCGCAGGGGAGAUGAGAUGCUGGCUGGCUGCAGGGAUGGGGAAGCAUUGGAGCAGCGAGACUUCUCUGCUCUUCUAAAGACCUACAUGUGCGGUUCUAGCGAGCCAUUCGGCUGCGUGUUUGCCCUGUAGCAGGGACAGGGGAUGCAGCAGCUCCUGGUGGGAUCGUGCCAGGGCACAGUGUAGGCUCAUUCCUUUGGGACAAUGAUCCUGUGUCAUUGCUGUGGAGACCAGAGGCACCUUUGUGUGGAUUUGAGGGCGUAACAGGACAGUCCUUAGGAAUGGAAAUAGCUCACAGCUUAUGCGCAUUAGCAGGUGGUUCCAUGCUGAAGCUACCGUGGAUUUUAGUCAAGUUUUAGUUUCUGGGGCUGCCACGAGGCCCAGCGUGGUUUAGGAAUGUACAUCUACAUUUUCUCUGCCGUGGGGAGUGGCAGCCCAGAUGAAAUUCAUGUAAUGAAUUACAAGUAAACUAGUCAGGUGUACAAGAGCUGCUUCUCUCAACCUAGAUCUCAGUAUUUCUGCUUGGGACCAUAAUGGAAAUGGACUUGAAUGUUGGUCAUGUUCUCCUGGAGUAGCUGCAAGGUUAUGUUACUGACAGACCCUCCUUAUCCCUCCCUCAGCUCCAGUGUGGGAAGGUCACUAUCUGUUCGGGAGCCUGGGUGGCCCUGUUCUGUGUGUCUGUGUUCCUAUGUGUCUGUGGGUGAUAGACUCUCAGACCUCCUUUCUCCUUUGCCCCCCAACGAAAUAGCGCUGUGAUACUGGGGUGAAGGUCUUAACGCUGACGAAGCAGCCCACUGAUUCCUCAGGGUACUCGCACGUGAAGGGUGCCGAGUACUGUGUAGGCAAGCGUAGCUGUUGCAGAAUAACUGCUUUUCUGAACUGAAUAUUCUGUUUUUUUCCAUGGACCAAAAUUUUUUUUGUACUGUAUCCUUGUAGACGUCACCCAGUUUUAAUAAAAGCCUCCUGUGAAGGAAGCUGUCCUCCCUCCUUCUGUGCUGACAGCAUGCUUUCUCUCCGCAGCUGCCUUGGUGGAUGACACUUCAUGUUCCUCCCCGGGAAGGGACAGGAUUAUCUCCACUUUGCUUUUUUAACAAAGCCAGUUGAGUUAAGAGACUGGAAAGAAAAUGUUCUGAAUAUUUUGCCCUUUUAUAGAGAGCCUUUCAUGGAAGGACCUGGCUUGCAGAGUCUGCUGAGCCCUGGCAAAAUGUUUUUGUGGUAAACAAAGCAACUUGAGCAAAACUGGGAAUCCAGUGGCCAAACUGCUGAUGAAAUCUUGACAGCCCAGUUGCCACACUGCUGCCUUGAAUGAUGGCAGCUUCUGACAAGACCUGUGGGAGUUGGGUGUCAUAGAAUCAUGGAAUGCUUUGUGUUGGAAGGGACCUCAAAGCCCAUCCAGUUCCACCCCCUGCCAUGGGCAGGGACACCUCCCA